AUUCAAAUAAGAAUGUUUAUAUUGCUAAAGUAUUCCCCAACGAAGGAUGAUUCUGGUCCAGACUUGUCGGACAAUUCAUGAAUCUGUCAAUAAGUGUUAAUCUUGGAGAAAUAUUUAGGGUUAUUUGAAGGCAACAGAAGAAAAAUGGAGGCAGUAACAAAGCAUGUAUUUGCUGCAACACAGGACGACGAUCUGGGCUUCGACAAAGGGGUUAUUAUUAAUGUCCUCGAUAUGGAUCAGGAUAAAAAUUGGUUUAAAGCUGAACUAAACGGCGAACAAGGAUGGGUCCCUAAAACGUACAUUGAAAUGAGACCACACAAUUGGUUUCAUGGUAAAAUAACUAGAAAGCAAUCAGAAUCCAUUUUAAUGGAGAAGAAUGGAGAAGGAGUUUUCCUCGUACGCGAUAGUGAAAGUGAUCCAGGGGAAUAUUCGCUCUCUGUCAAAUUUGCAGGUCAAGUACAGCACUUUAAAAUAUUCCGUGAUGCAGAAAGAAAGUAUUUUCUGUGGAACAAAAAGUUUGAUUCAAUCAACAAGUUAAUAGAGUUUCACAAGACUAACUCUGUGAGUCGGACACAGAACAUACUGCUAAGGGAUGCCAAGGAUUCAAUGGUUGCCACAGCUAUGUAUGGCUUUGCAGCUGAUGAAGAAGGAGAAGUCGGUUUUUCUAAGGGAGACAAGGUCAUAGUUUUAGAUGCAAGUAACAAAGACUGGUGGAAAGGAAGCGCCAACGGACAAGUGGGUUUAUUUCCUGCAUCUUACGUGUCCAUCGAUUAAACUAGAGUACAAACACUUGUACCCCAUUCAAACCUAAACGUGUUUAGUUAAACUAUGUUUUCAUUAGGAAAAAAAUUGAGAAACUAGAAAACUGCAAUAUAAUGAAACUUUCUAAAAUAUCAUCAG
Molecule: messenger RNA, 900 nt
Organism: Actinia tenebrosa (Australian red waratah sea anemone)
Lineage: Eukaryota; Metazoa; Cnidaria; Anthozoa; Actiniaria; Actiniidae
Product: growth factor receptor-bound protein 2
Molecular function (GO): protein binding
Source: RefSeq, a predicted model, not a curated record